Molecule: messenger RNA, 1687 nt
Organism: Polistes dominula (European paper wasp)
Lineage: Eukaryota; Metazoa; Arthropoda; Insecta; Hymenoptera; Vespidae
Product: putative ATPase N2B
Cellular component (GO): mitochondrion; cytoplasm
Molecular function (GO): ATP binding; ATP hydrolysis activity
Source: RefSeq, a predicted model, not a curated record
AUGUAUAUUUUAUUGAAUAAAUUGGAUAAGGAAAACCUUUUUUCUAUUUCCUGACUAAUUUAUUUAUACAUUCUGUUCACUGUUUUACUGAGCAUGUGCAAUUCAUGUUUCUCUUGACAGAAAUAUAUAUCUGUAAUGCUGAAUGAAACACACAACCACAUCAAAUAUAUUUCUUUUCAAGAGAACUAUUAAAAAAAAUAAUUAUCAAUAACAAUGACUAGCCUUCUUGUGAAACAAAAUUCUGGUUUAAUUAACAUUUCAUAUUUACUUCAACGAUCACAACCUGUUCUUUCCUUUCAAUGGUGUGGAUACGUUCAUGAUAUUAAAUUAAACGUUGCUAAUGGUCCUAUCAGAGUUUUAAAAGAAAAAGUAACUAAAAAAGAAUUAAUGAACGAUGAUCAUCAAUUGAAAGUAGUUAAAAACUUACAAAGAAUAUAUGAUGAAGUUCAUGAAUAUAAACCAGAUCACUUUAAUAUAUUAGGAAAAUGGUUUGGAUGGAGAAAAAAGGAAACACCUAAAGGAUUGUAUAUUUAUGGUGCUGUCGGUGGUGGUAAAACCAUGUUAAUGGAUCUUUUUUAUAAUUGUUGUCAGAUUGAAAAUAAGAAACGAGUACAUUUUCAUUCCUUCAUGCUUGAUGUUCACAAGAAAGUUCACGAGGUUAAGAAGACUAUAGUGAGAGAUACCAAUAGUACUAAACUUCAACCAUUUGAUCCGAUACCACCAGUAGCAGCUGCUAUUACAGAAGAAGCUUGGUUACUAUGUUUUGAUGAAUUUCAGGUGACUGAUAUUGCAGAUGCAAUGAUAUUAAAACGAUUAUUUACCGAAUUAUUCAAUAAUGGUGUGAUUGUCGUUGCAACGAGUAAUAGAUCACCUGACGACUUAUACAAGAAUGGAUUACAAAGAGGAAAUUUUGUACCUUUUAUUAAAGUCUUAAAAGACCACUGCUUAGUUGAAACGUUAGAUUCCGGUAUUGAUUACAGGCUGAGGGCUGGAUCUGGAGAUAAUAAAAUAUAUUUUAUAAAAGGGAAAGACGUGGUAAAAGAUGUGGACAACGUUUUCAAAUAUUUGUGCUCAAAGGAAAAUGACAUUGUUAGAGCACGUACGAUUUCUAUAAAAGGUCGUAAUGUAAAGUUUCAAAGAACUUGUGGUAGAGUUUUAGACUCCACGUUUGAUGAAUUAUGCGAUAGGCCUCUUGGUGCUAGCGAUUACUUGGAAUUAAGUCAAGCUUUUCAUACAGUAAUAAUAAGAGAUGUUCCACAAUUAAAUCUUCGAUUAAAAUCUCAAGCAAGAAGAUUUAUUACUCUGAUCGAUACCUUGUAUGAUAGCAAAGUAAGAGUUGUAAUAUCUGCCGCAGUACCACACACACAAUUAUUUUUACCAGAAGGCGACAGUGAAUAUACAGACGAAAAACGAAUGUUAAUGGACGAUUUAAAAAUCUCGAACGAUUCCGCCGAUCAUAAGUCUAAUAUUUUUACUGGCGAAGAAGAACUGUUUGCCUUUGAUCGCACUAUAUCUCGAUUAGCUGAAAUGCAAACAACUCAAUAUUGGGAACGAUGGGAACAACAUAGAUAAUGAUAGUAUCGUUUUAGUACAAAUUAGUUUGCUAGUAUAAUUUGUUAGUAUUUACUUAAAAUUAACUAUAGUUCAAAUUUAAUUAAUACAUUAUACUUUGUAUUGAAUUACUUAA